Penicillium daleae is the source of this 228-nucleotide messenger RNA. Its product is annotated as aryl-alcohol dehydrogenase (AAD). NCBI's taxonomy places the organism in Eukaryota, Fungi, Ascomycota, Eurotiomycetes, Eurotiales, Aspergillaceae. Bases 1 to 228 code for a protein of 75 amino acids. The record is from RefSeq and is a predicted model, not a curated record. The transcript has a single exon.
AUGUCCAUCGAAGAGGUCAUAGACAAUCUGCAUAUCUUGAUAGAGCAAGGGAAAGUUCUGUAUCUUGGAAUAUCAGAUGUCCUGGCGUGGAAUGUUGGUGUGGCCGCUGCUUCUGUCGGGAUGGCCCUAUUCUGUAUCUACCAGAACCGCUGCAAUGCUAUGCUUUGUGGCUUUGAAAGUGAGAUUCUUCUUAUGGCUCUUUUCUCGCUCCAUGGGCCAUCUUGGUAG